GGCGGAGACAAGAUGGCGGCGGGGUCCCUAUGGCGGCGGCUCUGUCAGGUGGGGUGUGUGGCGGGAGAGGAGACUGGCGAGCCCCGUUCUCGUUCUCCUCCUUUCCUGCGGCAUCUUCACUUCUGAGGGGAGAGGGAUCAGUUUUUCCUGUCAAUUAUGCAAGCAGAAUUAUGCAAAAGCAGUGUUUUCCUCCAUGCUCUGACUUGAUGGGAGCGCGGCUGGCUGGGUCCCAUGUUGAUGCACAGGAGCCCAGGACUAAUCCCUUGGUAUCUGUUUCAGAUGAGCCAGAAACACUGUACAAGAGAUUGUCCCUGUUAGUUAAAGGCCAUGAUAAAGCUGUGUUGGACAGCUAUGAAUAUUUUGCAGUGCUUGCAGCUAAAGAACUUGGCAUCUCUGUUGAAAAAGUACAUAAACCUCCACAGAAGAUAGAACGAUUGACACUCUUAAAAUCUGUACACAUUUACAAGAAGCACAGAGUUCAGUAUGAAAUGAGAACACAUUACAUGUGUUUGGAGUUAAAAUACCUAACAAGCAGUACUGCUGCAGUUUACUUGGAGUAUGUUCAACGAAACCUACCUGAAGGGGUUGCUAUGGAAGUAAAAAAGACUAAGAUAGAGAAAAUACCGGAACACAUUCAGCAACCAGUUUGGGAUACACUACCUCAAGUCGAAGGAACUGAAGUCAAGUCAUGAACUCACCAGGUUAGCAGGAAGGACACAGCUGCAGGAAUCUGCUUUGUUAUUAAGGGAGUGGCUUUGAUUUGACUGCUAUUAAUAGAAUUUACAGCAGGAAUAACCACCUGGGUCACAGGACAAGACAGCUACAGAGGCUGGAUCAUACUUAUCAAGACACUCAAAACUUUAUACAGUCACAAAAGAAAAGAAGCCCAGUGUUAUUAUCAGACAGAAAUGGACAAUCUUAAUGGGAAACAGCUGAAAGACAAGAAAUCAACCUUGUGCUUCAAGAUUGUCUACAUUUUGUAGCUAUAGAGAGGCCCAAUCCUGUUUUAGGAGGGAUAUUUCAAGACAGUCAAUAUAGCCGGUAGAGAGGAAGCUGCCUGUGCACUUUCUACAAUAUGCCUCAAGAGAAAAAAAAAAAGUUAAUCACUGCCUAGUUCUCUCUUUAAGGUGUUUGCUUUCCUCAAUUUCAAGCUCUUCUUCCUUUCUCUCAUUCCUAGUGUUCAGUCAUAAUAGCAUUUCUUAAAGCCAUGUCAGACACUAUAUAAUGUGAAGGAAGAAAUUGUGAGCUGACCUGGUUAAAUAAAGCUGGUGCUUCAGAGGAACA
This is a messenger RNA of Phalacrocorax carbo (great cormorant), 1284 nucleotides long. Lineage: Eukaryota; Metazoa; Chordata; Aves; Suliformes; Phalacrocoracidae. The record is from RefSeq and is a predicted model, not a curated record.